UGACCUAAAAAACAUAAAUGUACGCGCCAUAUAUGCAAAUAUGAAUUGGUCACGUGAUUUCAUGUCGUUGAAUUGCCUUUGUACGCCCUUUURCUUUCAUUAAUUUGUAUUGUGCAUGGCUCGUAAACCGUCAUCAAUGUUAGAAUUGACCUUUCCUACGGUCCUCGUACUCAAAUUCAUCGAUUGUGAGCUAAGGCGAUCGCGAAAGAGUCAUUGUAAAGUUACGGUGCUAUGACGUCAUACAGGGUUAUGUGAUUUCAUCUAUUGUUUUGACGUCGUCUGGCUAACGCAUUUAUGCUAAUUUACAACCGGGAACUAAAUAUAGACGAUUUUAGUGCUCGGGGCGAACGGAUCACGUUUCCGCGUCAUCCAAACUUCGAGAUCUCAUAUUUAUUCCGGUUAGAAUUGUUUUACGUCCAAGUGUGUGUCUCAUAUUCUAGCAACUUCGACGUGUGUUUGAUUUUCGUUCCGUUCUGUUGGCUGGCUAAGGGUUUAGUACUUUCACGGUUGUUUCCACCGAUUACUUGGAGCACGAAACACGUCCUCAAAUGCUUUAUAUCGUUACUAAUAGUAAUUUCUCAGCCUUGUAAUAGCGAACAUAAUACGUUUAGACAAUAUUCAUUUCAUGACAUCGUCCGACAGGAAAUUCUAGUUGUCAUAUCGUCUUGUUGGAGCAAUUUGGACAGAGAAGAAAUUCUCAUUGCCAAAAUGGCCGCUCGAUUUCAGCGACAGCACUGCUUUCUCUGUGAUCUGCCMCACUCGCCAUGGGCCGUCUUACACGACUUUUCUGAGCCAGUGUGCCGUGGCUGUUGCAAUUACGAAGGAGCAGAACGAAUCGAAGACAUUAUUCACUAUGUGCGAAUUUUAAGGAAAAAUUGGGAAAAAGCCGAGACAGGAAACAGAUCGAAAAAUAUGAAGAACGAGAGAGUAAACUCGACCGGCUCAUCCGUUUCUUCUACGCCUAGCCCUCCACCUUCUCACGUAGCUCUAAAUAAUGGUGGCCCGAAUUUUCCUGUGACAGAUCACAAACGAGUAGCGAGCAAAUAUCAAAAUCCUCAACGAAUGARCGAAGAUGGCGGAGAUGUAGUAAGCUCGAACGCCGGUGGGCCAUUACCAAAGAUUAGCUCGCCAGACUCAGCAAAUGGAUUGAAAGUCCCCAGUAAUCGAGCGAUGAAUAUUGGUGGUCGUGAUGGUGAGAGAAGAGGGUCAAAUUUCCCCGAUGAUCCUCGUCAUAGCAUGAUAAACGGAAGUGGUGUUCGAAAUCUUCAAGGGCAAAUUGUUAGCUCUCAUAUGGGUCAAGGACCGGUCGGUUUAGAAUUGCCCAGGCAGGAGUUUAUAGUCCAAGAGACUCUAAGUUUAUUAAACCGAUCAGUGCCGUUUGAUAUAAGGUUCAAGAAGGAACACAGUCUAGUUGGCAGAAUUUUUGCCUUUGAUUUAAGCUCUAGAAUGGGGACUCAAGAGUUGGAACUGAAAAUGUUGAUUGAGUAUCCUCGUGGGUCUGGUUGUGUCUUUCAAAAUGCAKCCAGACUUGCCAAGCAAAUGCAUGUGGACUCCUCCAAGGAGUAUGGUCGAGGUGUUUCGUCAGGGUUCAAGUAUAUUGAGUAUGAAAAGGACAGAUCGAAAGGAGAGUGGAGACUUCUUGCUGAACUUGUCCAGGAACCAGUUCGCUUGUUCAAAGAACCAAUUAUUCAAGAACUUUUACCAUGUCGACAGUUUGAACCAAAUGAUCCCCCUAUCCCAAAUGUCAACUUGUCCUUUAGCCCACGACCAGGAAUUAUGCUUUCUCGUAAAAGAAAAGGACCUGAAAUGGAAGAAUACGAAAUCCUUGCUGCACGUCAAAAUAUGAUGGGACGACUACCUAAUAAGGAGGAGAUGAUGGCUCCAGGUUGGAUGCAUGGUACAGUGGAGUACAGCAAACUACAAGCAGUUAGUGGUGCUGCAUUUCCUGGUACGCCAGUUAGUAGUAUYCCAUCUGCAUCUGUUCCACCAAUGGUAACUACACCUGUAACUAAAGUCAGUGGYAUGGCCWUAUCAGUUGGCGAAGGACACCAUCCAGCAUUAAAGUCUCCAAUAAACACAGUCAUACCAAACCGUCUUGAUGUUGGAGUAAGAGAGGAUGGUCGACCUGGYAUCCAUAUUUCCCAAUCAUCUACAGCAGCGAGGAGAUCUCCAAGGGCUCCUAAUGGGCCAAUAUCUAAGUCUGCUGAAAGCCACAGUGGCCCUGAUAGUGAAGGGAAAGAACGCACUCCMGGYGCAAGCAUAUUACGGUGUAGUCUGUGUAGGGAUAAAUUAGAGGAUACUCAUUUUGUACAGUGUCCAUCAAUUGGACAUCAUAAGUUUUGUUUUCCAUGUUCUAGAGACAGCAUUAAAAAACAAGGAGCCGGUGCUGAGGUGUUUUGUCCGAGUGGAGAACGUUGCCCUCUACAAGGAAGUAACCUGCCUUGGGCUUUYAUGCAGGAUGAGAUAGCAACCAUUUUGGGAACGGAGUUCACUGUAAAAAAAGAAAAGGACAAUUGAUAACAGUAAUAACUUGUUAUAUUGGUUUGCUGCAUCAAAAACAAUCAAAGAUGAAUUAUUUCAAGCCUUCUCAAAGAAGUAGUAUCAUUUCAAGGUUUUACACAAAUAUAAUAGUUGUUAUUAGUAAAUAUGUACAUAUAAUCAUUAUAAUGUUAGAGGUCAAUGUCAUAGAUAGUGCUAUUUUCAUUCUGACAUCACUGUUAGUCUCGUUUGCACAUGUUUGUCCUUGUGAUAUUUUGUCCAUUCAUUUUGUACAAUAUUAGAUUUAAAAAAAGAACUUGUAAAUUUUUAAGGAGAGUUCCAUUUGAGGAUUAUUGAAAUUGCAAAUACCUACCCUCUAUCUAUGAUUACAUUGCUCUUUACACUCGGACUAAGUCAUUUCAUGCAAGUUUCACAAUUAAAAUUGUUUUUGUAUGUUUUCACCUAAAAUAAUUGAUUAUUUACAAAAAGUGAUAUAGCAAUUUUAAGUACUUUUUAUCAGUGAAUUUUUGGUGCUCAAUAAGCAAUAUGGUAUGUCCUGUAAAAAGAGGAGUUUCAAUAAUUCUACAAAUCUUUUAUGUUUGGAUUCAUAUCUUUUAUGAUAUAAACUGUUCGAUUUCAAAACAUUUUUAUAGUUUUACAAAAUAUAUGUAGUUAUAAUAAUUAUGUUAUGUGUUUGUUAGCUGUGUUUAUGCAAUUUCKCUCAUGUUAGUACUCACUGAAUUUUUUAUGAAGAAUGUUUUCUUUCUAUUUACUGCAUUUCUCACAUAAAAAAUACUUAUUUACUUUGCUUAUGAAAUAUAGGUGAGCCAAUUAAUACCAAAMUAAUAAAUCAUUUGUCUAGAUGCUGAGAGAGAGGUCACUGCUAAACUUGUUAAAGAAGUUUCUUGAAGACUGAACCAAUGAUGGUUUCAUGUUGUGUAUUCUGUGUGUGUAUAGAUUAGCCAAAAUAACAUCAUAUUUGUGUGAUAAAUGCAGAAACUGCAUAAGUUUAUGAUACCUGUUUAUUACGGGAUCAUUUUACAAAGAAUGAAACACUUAGAAAAAGUUUUAUAUUCACACAGGUGGAUGAAUUGCUUUUUGGUCAUUUGUGGCAUAUUAUUGCACUGUCAUUAYAAAGCAUUAAAUCAUGAAACAGCAGUGAGUUUAAGUAUGAGAAUCACUGAAAAAAGCAGCAUAAUUUCAGUGUAUUCAUUGUAUGAACUAACCAAAGGUCUUAUGUCAUUUAAUAUUUAUUUCUACUGUACAUGGUUAACGUGAAAGUGUGCGGCCAAUUGCARAUGGUCUUUGACAUACAUUUUUCAGGUUUUUAUAUUAUACAAAGAGGUAGUUCUUUUAGCUGUAGUUUAUAUUGAAUUACUCUUUGAUGUACAAAGCAUUGUUGUUAACUAUGUAACAAUACAAUAAYUUAAGUUAGUAGAUGUAGCACCAGAAUGAUGUUAACUUUGUUUUUAGUUUGAGUAGUGAGUUGCAAAUGCAGUGGUUUUCAUAAAYCUGUGAGAUAGUAUACUAAGUURUACUACAGUGCAAUAGACAGCUAAACUCAGCAAAAUACAGAGAUGUGUUGUAGCUAUUUCAAAGGUUUAUGAAAUUCACUUUCGUUUUAGUGUCUUAAAACAUUAAAGUGCAUUCGUUAUAUCCUUGAAACAGUUGUUGUGUCUCAAAGACAUAAUGAAUAUACUCUAGUACUGAACUGUGAAUUUGUAAAAAAAUCUAUGUAUCAUGUUCUUGAUAAAAUGUGUUGAAAUUUA
Exaiptasia diaphana is the source of this 4247-nucleotide messenger RNA. RefSeq names its product interferon regulatory factor 2-binding protein-like B. The record is from RefSeq and is a predicted model, not a curated record. Gene Ontology annotation, cellular component: nucleus. Bases 295 to 2517 code for a protein of 740 amino acids. Gene Ontology annotation, biological process: regulation of transcription by RNA polymerase II. The transcript has a single exon. Gene Ontology annotation, molecular function: transcription corepressor activity. Lineage: Eukaryota; Metazoa; Cnidaria; Anthozoa; Actiniaria; Aiptasiidae.